Solanum stenotomum is the source of this 2018-nucleotide messenger RNA. Its product is annotated as proline-rich receptor-like protein kinase PERK9. The transcript is spliced from 8 exons. Lineage: Eukaryota; Viridiplantae; Streptophyta; Magnoliopsida; Solanales; Solanaceae. The coding region runs from base 1090 to 1818 and encodes 242 amino acids. Gene Ontology annotation, molecular function: protein kinase activity; ATP binding. The record is from RefSeq and is a predicted model, not a curated record. Gene Ontology annotation, biological process: protein phosphorylation.
CCUAGUUCACCACCACCUCAAUCUUCUAGUCCACCACCAGCCUCACCUCCACCUGAACCAACUCCUUCUUCUCCUGUCAGUUCACCUCCACCAACUUCAUCACCUCCCCCUGCAUUGUCACCUCCACCACACGUACAGAAUCCAGAACCUCCUCCAGCACCACAAUCACAUGGAAAUUCAUCCCCACCACAAUCUCCUGAACCUAAAAAAGGUUCAUCAUCAUCUUCACCACCUUCACCACCUUCAUCCAACUCACCUGGGGAUGGAGGUGGAGGUGGAAAUUCACCACCAUCCCCAAUAUCUACGUCAUCAGAUAAUUCGCCUCCUUCACCAGCCUCAGGCCCUCCUAAAGAUUCGCCACCUUCACCAGCUGCAUUAUCUCCAAGUAACUCACCAUCUUCUGAUUCACCCUCAAACUCAUCAACACCAACAUCUGUAAUACAAUGGUCACCACCACCUCCAUCCUCUAAUGGUCAACAAUCUUCUCUUAAUCCUCCUUCAUCACAAGUUCCUAGUAACCAUAGUUCUGGAAACCAUUCAACAGGAAGUCCAAAGCCUGCUGGUGGCAACAGCAAUGGUACUGCAGAGACAGUUUCCAUUGGCGUUGUAAUUGUUCUUUUUUUGGUUGGUAUCAUCGGAGCAGUUGCAUGGUGCAUACGGAAGCGAAAGAAGAAGAAUUCUGUCCAUUGUAGUGGUUAUGUCAAGCCAAUCUCUGCGUGUUCCUCUCCAAAAUCAGACCCUGGCGGAUUCAACAGUGCAAAGACAUGGUUUACUUAUCAAGAACUUGUUGAGGCCACUAAUGAUUUUUCAGCGAAUAAUGAAUUAGGGAAGGGUGGAUUUGGUUCUGUAUACAAAGGCUAUCUAGCAGAUGGAAGAUAUGUCGCGGUAAAACAGCUAAAUAUUGGUGGGAGCCAGGGCGAACGGGAAUUUAGAGCUGAAGUUGAAAUAAUUAGCCGGAUACACCAUCGUCAUUUGGUUUCACUUGUAGGUUAUUGCAUUUCAGAGAACAAAAGGCUCCUCGUUUAUGACUAUGUAUCCAAUAAUACCCUUUACUUCCAUCUUCAUGUUACAGCACAAGGGAGGCCUGUCAUGAAUUGGCCAACACGUGUUAAAAUUGCUGUUGGCGCAGCUCGUGGAAUAGCUUAUCUGCAUGAAGAUUGUUAUCCUCGUAUUAUUCACAGGGACAUUAAGUCAUCAAACAUUCUUUUAGAUGAUAACUUUGAGGCCCAUGUUGCUGAUUUUGGACUAGCUAAAUUAGCUCAGGAUGCAGAAAGUCAUAUCACAACACGUGUCGUGGGAACAUUUGGAUACAUGGCUCCUGAAUAUGCAUCAACUGGCAAGCUGACUGAAAAAUCUGAUGUAUAUUCCUUUGGCGUGGUGCUUCUGGAGCUAAUUACUGGAAGGAAGUCAGUGGAUACAUCUCAGCCUUCAGGGCAAGAGAAUCUAGUUGAGUGGGCACGACCUUUGCUUAGUCGAGCACUUCAAAAGGAGGAAUUUGAUCUGUUGGCAGAUCCGUGCCUUGAAAAGAACUACGUUGGCACGGAGAUGUUCCGAAUGAUUGAGGCUGCUGCAUCUUGCGUGCGUCACUCAUCUGCAAAGAGACCAGCAAUGGGACAGAUCAUGAGAGCUUUCGAUGGUAUGGCUAUACAAGAUCUGUCAAACGGGAUGAAAGUUGGUGAAAGUGCAAUACAUAGCGCUGCACUACAAUCUGCAGAAAUAAGUUGGUUUAGGAAAAUGGCAUUCGGUAAGCAAGAUUUUAGUUCGGAUUUUUUCAGCGAAAGUAAUCAGAAUAGUAGAGAGUCAAAUGAACAUCCUUAGAGGAUUUUAUAGAACAAAAAGGCUUAUUGAAGCUAUGUAUGCAUCUGUUGAUACAUCAAAGGUACCUUAUUAGCUUAGAGAUGCCUUGGUUUAGCUUUCAUAUGUAUAAGUUCCCUUUUGGCUUUGAGUAAUUUUCACUAUAACUAGUCUACUUCCCUUUGAAUGAUAAAAAGUCAGAAAGAUUGAGAAAUAGAACUAUU